Striga hermonthica is the source of this 1632-nucleotide messenger RNA. Lineage: Eukaryota; Viridiplantae; Streptophyta; Magnoliopsida; Lamiales; Orobanchaceae. The record is from the annotation of a GenBank genome assembly.
AUGAGAGGGCCGUUGGGGCCUGUGAUAGGUAAGUACCCAUCAUCAAGUGAUGUGAAUGGAGUUAAUGGGAAUGUGAAUAAUGGCGAUAUCAUAAAGCACAACAGGAAGUGCAGAGAUUUAGCGUUUCUUGUCAUAUUCAUUGCGUUUUGGGUGGCAAUGAUUGUUAACUCAAGCUUUGCUUUCAACCAAGGAAACCCAUUGAGAAACAGCUCACUUCAGCUUCAAGGCCCUUGUUAUCCAGUUAUAUUUCCUAGUGUCAAUGUUUAUUGGACUUGUCAAUUCAUUGCACGUGCUUCGAAUGUAUCUUUGACUCACUGGGAGCAAAUGGGUGGAGUGAAAGUCAUCGAGGACAUUGCAAUUGAUAAAUCCAUCCACAAAUCGAUUAAUUCCCGAUCAUCGGUACUGAAGAGAUAUGUGGCUGAUGUUGGGAAAGCAUGGCCCGUGCUGCUCGUUUGUGGGGGAUUUUUGCCGCUGUUUCUAUCGAUUAUAUGGCUUUUGAUGAUUCGUCAUUUUGUGGCGGGAAUGCCGUGGAUUACUGUUGUUGUUUUCAAUAUUCUCAUGGUAUCCGUGACCAUGUUUUAUUAUUUGAAAGCUGGAUGGAUUGGAAAUGAUGCAAUUUCCCCAAUAAUUGGCGAACACAACCCGUACUAUCAUGUAUCUGCAAGGGAGAUAAACCACCUUCAUGCUGCUGCAGUUUUCAUGACAGCUCUGAUGAUUGCGGCCUUUUUGUCCUCUAUUGCUAUAGUCCGCCGUAUUCUCAUGGCAACAUCAGUCCUCAAGGUUGCUGCAAAAGUGAUUGGAGAAUUACAGGCCCUGAUAAUCUUCCCAAUCAUACCAUACACCAUACUAGCUAUUUUUUACAUGUUCUGGCUAUCGGCUGCUCUUCAUCUUUUUAGCUCGGGAACUGUAGUCCAAAAUGACUGUAGUGCCAAUUGUUGUGCCUUUGAUCUCAAAACAAUGAAGCUGAGCUGUAAUAGCUGCUGUGGCUAUACUGUCCACUACACGUCCCAUAUAGCUGUUGCUAUCCUUUUCCAUCUGUUUGGUGGCUAUUGGGCCACUCAAUUCAUCAUUGCAUGCUCGUCUACUGUUAUAGCUGGAUCGGUUGCUUCAUAUUAUUGGGCUCGUGGAGAAAUCUCGGUGACUUACCAAACUUCACAAGGUUGCUUGAGGUUUAUCAGUUGCAUCAUCAAGUCUGUGAACCGUAAUGCUUAUAUCAUGAUUGCAAUAACCGGAAAAGGUUUCUUUAAAGCCUCUGAAAUUGCAACAGAGCUGAUUAUGAGUAACAUCCUUCGAAUUGGGAAAGUGAAUGUGUUAGGGGAUGUCAUUCUUUUUAUCGGGAAGCUUUGUGUUAGUCUUACAAGCGCGCUCUUUGCAUUCUUGAUGUUGAACACUCAUAAGUACAAUUCGGCACAUAACAAGAUCUCUUCACCUCUAUUCCCUGUCCUGGUGUGCUGGGGAUUUGGGUACAUUGUGGCUACUCUCUUCUUUGGGGUUGUUGAGAUGUCAAUCGACACCAUAAUUCUCUCAUUUUGCCAAGACUCGGAUGAGCACCAAGGCACGGCCCAAUAUGCUCCUCCGCUGCUUAUCCAGACUCUCGACGAUCAAAACGAGAUGCAAAGGCUGACCCAAUGA